CUUGCGAAUGCACGUAUAGUAAGCUAGCCGAUACAGUAUAAAAGAAAUAUAAAAAUGAGAAGGCCAAACCAAAUUUACUUUCAACGGACGUGGAAGAUAUCACCGAUGACACCAUUAUGUCUCAAAGGAUAUUCCGAGUUCUCGCAGAUAGUCUUCAGUAGGCAUUCCCUUCCAAGAUAUCCAGAGCUGAAUCGUCAAGAGAGAAGGAAAAUAAGCGUUGAAAGAAAAAUAAAGAUUAAGAUCAACGGAACGAUGAGAUUCGCUUACGUCCGGUUCCUCUUUCUCAUUUCCGGUUGCACUGCAAUUUCUCGAUCGGAAACAAGAGAAUACGAGAGAACUAGAAGUUUUUUAAGAGAGAAGAGACAUUUGCUUUUUCCUGAUCCAAAGGAUAGCGAAACAAAAGUUCAGGUGCUUUUUGGUCUUGGUCUACCGAUGGAGGAGGAUAUAUCGAUGACUCUCGGUUACGUGCUGAAGUGUAAUUACGAUCUACCCUACAAUUCGUCGGAUUUCACAAGAGCUCACGCACGAUUUAAAAAGUUCACCGACAACGCUCUACCGCAGGGAGAAAAACCAGAGCACCGAGGUUUGAGCCGUUGGACCCUCUACAGAAUGCUGGAAUCAGCGAUGGGAAAGCUAGGCUCCGGUAAGGCUUGUCUACUCCGUGCCGUUUGCGAAUCAGCGUCGAAUCCCUUCGAGAAAGGACGCGGACUCCUAGGGGAACUCUUGCACGUUCUACUUACGCCCUCAACGACCUUCGAAGAAUACGAAAUCUACUCCGAUCGCGAAUACUUCGCGGCCGAGAAGAUCGGGCGGAACUCCAAUGGGAGAUGCGGAUACUUUUAUUCGGAGUGCCAAUACAAUCCGUUAGAUUAUUUUACGAUCAUCCGUGCCCUCUAAGCAUCAACGAGAAAACAUCUGCCACGUUCUCUCUUUUACUAUUACUUUCUUACGUUAUUAUUCCGCAGAGCGGAUGCUCUCUAUACGAAUGAUUUUGUGCAAUAAAUGGUAUGCGAUGUGUGACUCAAGAAUUAUAGAGAAAAAUAGUAUUAUCAUGCAGCAGCAGUGAGUUCAUAUCGUAAAGGAUUAAAUAAGUAAAUACCAUUUCCAAUAAGAAUUUCAUUGUCGA
Messenger RNA from Vespa mandarinia (Asian giant hornet), 1126 nucleotides. RefSeq lists its product as uncharacterized. The record is from RefSeq and is a predicted model, not a curated record. NCBI's taxonomy places the organism in Eukaryota, Metazoa, Arthropoda, Insecta, Hymenoptera, Vespidae.